AUGAUGAAUUUUCCAACAGUCUACAAGCCAAUUUCUGGCCCAAUUGGUGCCAAUAGAGGCGUAAUUAAAUAUAAUACAGGAUCAGGGGGUGGAUCAGUAGGAAGCAAUGACAAUUCAGGUGCCACUAAAGGGUACAUUUUAAUCAAAUUUAUAAAAUAUUAA
Dictyostelium purpureum is the source of this 162-nucleotide messenger RNA. RefSeq lists its product as uncharacterized. The transcript has a single exon. Lineage: Eukaryota; Evosea; Eumycetozoa; Dictyosteliales; Dictyosteliaceae. The record is from RefSeq and is a predicted model, not a curated record. The coding region runs from base 1 to 162 and encodes 53 amino acids.